UGACUUUAUAGGGUACACGAAAGAAGAGGAAAAGGGGAUUUUUAUCACACUGAGAGGCAGCAAGAAAGGCUGCCAACACUCAACAGAAACGAAGUAAAGAGGAGGGAAGGAAAGAAAGCAAACGGAGCCAAGCUAGUCAAAUAGACGACAAGGAAUAUGAGCACUGCCUUACCUUUGAGGCUCUUGUUGCCUCUAAUAGCCACUCCCUUCUCCUCAUCUUGUGAUUUCCGCUUGAAAUCCCCAUUAACUCCCAACCCUAAUAUCAAUCUGCACUCUUCUCAGUCUCACCCAACCCGUCAUGCAAGAAAGAGGACACCGUCCGUUUUGAAACCAACGUGGCUUUGUGGAAUGAGAAGAGAUCAAGACACUGGUCCUUGGAAAUCUGAAGAGAAGGAUGUGGUCCGCCUCUUUGGUUCAGAUGAAGAUGUUGGCAUUAAAAUUCCAACCCAAGCCCAAUCUGUUGUAGAAGGUUCAGGAGCCCUUAUGGUGUCAGAAUUCAAGCCUGCUCCUGAUGUGGACUAUCUUCAGGAGUUGUUGGCCAUUCAGCAGCAAGGGCCACGAAAUAUUGGCUUUUUUGGUACUAGGAACAUGGGUUUCAUGCAUCAAGAACUUAUCGAGAUUCUUAGUUAUGCUUUGGUUAUAACAAAAAAUCACAUCUAUACAUCAGGCGCAUCUGGUACUAAUGCAGCUGUUAUUAGAGGUGCUUUAAGAGCAGAGAAACCAGAGCUUCUUACGGUAAUCUUGCCACAGAGUUUGAAGAAGCAACCACCCGAGAGUCAGGAAUUAUUGACAAAAGUGAAGAAUGUGAUCGAGAAGCCUCAUAAUGAUCAUCUCACUCUGAUUGAAGCCAGCAGGUUGUGCAAUAUGGAUAUCAUUUCACAUGUCCAGCAGGUUAUUUGUUUUGCCUUUCACGACAGCCACUUGCUGAUGGAAACAUGUCAAGAGGCGAAAAUCUCCGGAAGAUCGUGACAUUAUUUUACCUGGACUGAACAUAGUUGUUGAUUUGCCAUAUACAUUGUUUUGGGAAGAUAAAAAGAGGGGAGGAGAUUAGAGAGGGAGGUAGACAUAUUUUUUGGUGAAUUUUUUUCCCUGUAAAUUAGAAGAUGAAGUAAGAUUGCUUUGCUCCUCUGUUCUGUAUAUUGUUUGUUACCACAUUGAUAAAAAGGAGCCAAUUUGCUCCUACUUCAUUGGAGAUAUUUUUUUUGGGAUAUGAAAUUCAGGUAUAAUGUCAUAUUGGGAUGUUGCUAGCUAGGUUCUGCACUUUCCUAUCUGCAUCUGUCUGUAUGCUGUUACCGUCCGGAUGGGCCCAGGAGUCGUCCGGACAAUUUGGACCAUUUCUUAACAGAGGUACUUUUUGUCUGAACAUGCCCAGGUGUUGUCCGGACAGAUUCAGUUACCCAGGAGAUUUGGAAGGAGCAACUGUCCGGACAAACAUUUAAGAGUGAGUGAGAGCUCAAGAGCUUGAUAUAUUGCAGGAUAUUUGGUUUGUUUUUUUCCUUAUUUGUAAUCAGUAAAGUAGAUGCCAUAAUAUAUUGCAGGAGUGUGUUUAUUU
Molecule: messenger RNA, 1552 nt
Organism: Tripterygium wilfordii
Lineage: Eukaryota; Viridiplantae; Streptophyta; Magnoliopsida; Celastrales; Celastraceae
Exons: 6
Coding region: 157-969 (270 amino acids)
Molecular function (GO): S-adenosylmethionine-dependent methyltransferase activity
Source: RefSeq, a predicted model, not a curated record